CCAACCACUGCACUAAAAACGCUGCAGGAGCUGGAGGUUCAAACUAGUGGCGGUCUCCGUGCGUUGUGGUCGCCAUGGACCCGAUCCGGAGCUUGUGUACGAAGCUGCGGUCUGUGGCGGUCACCUUGGACCGCGAGACGACGCGGCUCUACCUCGCGCUGGAAGAGGAAGACAGCGACUUUGAAGAUUAUGCAAUGAGAAUUUUAAAUGAUCUUCAUUCAGAAGUUCGGACUCUAAAGGAUAAUGUUAAUAUUCUUCUUGAUAAAGCAAGUUUGGAAAGUCAAGAAAGCACUGGCUUCAUUAAGGCAACAAAAGUACUGAUGAAAAAAAAUUCAGCAGAUAUCAUGAAAAUAAAAGAGUUUUUCCAGAAGUAUGGAUAUAAUCAAUGUGCCAAGAAAAAUUCAGAGGAUGAGCAAGAAGUUGUUGACUCUAAACUAGAGUCCAUUGAGGAUGAAAAUCUUCAAAAGUCUGAUGUGAAGGAUGAUGUAUCUAACAACAGGGACAAUAGUAAUGUUGUUCCAAGCAGCUCUGUUUCUGAGAAGAUUCCAUGUAGUCCACAACUUUCAGAUUUUGGACUUGAGCGGUACCUGAUAUCUCAAGUUCCACUGAAUCCUCCACCAGCGGUAAACAACCAAAAGGAAGAGCCAAAAAUGUUAACUCCAUCUUCCAAACAAUCACUAGUUAAAGUACUAAAAACUCCAAAAUGUGCACUAAAUAUGGACGAUUUUGAGUGUGUGACUCCUAAAUUAGAGCAUUUUGGUAUCUCUGAAUAUACUAUGUGUUUGAAUGAAGAUUACACAAUGGAACUUAAAAAUGUGAAGAAUAAAAGUGAGGAAGUCAUAAAAACAGAACCAAUGUCCAGUGAUAGUGCCACUUCUGAUGUAAUGAACAACCAAUUGGAAAAAAAUGAUGCAAAAUGUACAAAGUCUCCCUUGGCUCCUACGUUCUCUACUCCAGGUUUGAAAAUUCCUUCUACAGAGAGCAAUACAGCCUUGGUAUCCACAAGUUAUCAAAUAUCAGGAACAAACAGUUCAUCAGAUGAUUUGGAAAUGAAAGACUGUACAUCAUUAAUUUUAAAUUCGGACAAGUGCUUUGAGAAUUGUGUCGCUUCUUCUUCCCCUGUGAUUUUGUCUUGUGAGAAUCUGCUCAGAACACCCACACCUCCAAAAGUAACUACAAUUCCAGAAGAUGUUCUCCAGAUUUUAUCAAAAUACAACCCAAAUCUAGCUACUACUCCAGUAGCAGUUAAGGCCAUGCCUCCCAGCAAACCAUUCCUCAGUAGAUGCAAAGGACAAAACAGCUGAGAUGUUGGCAACAAAAAAUGAAAAGUUGUUUACAAUCGACAGCUUCACUUAGGAAAAGAAGAAUUUACAGGCCAGGAUAACUGCACUGUAGUAGGUCUCAGAUAUUGGAAUCGGGGACUCACCUGCUGUCAGGAUGUAUUUCCUUUUUACUCCCAAAUGUACUUGGUGUCCAUUUCAUCAGGUCAGCUCAGCUCUUCCCACACAUGGUACUGGCCUCUCCAAGUUCCCCUCCAGUGGCUACCCAGGCCCUGAGGCCACACUCUCUCUGAAGAUUCUGAUGCCUCUUCCUGGGCCAAGUGCCCUUCUCCAGACUGUCAGCUGUGGCCACAAGAACCAAAAGACUGCAUCUAGAACCAUCUGAUAGCCUCACACCUUCCAGUAUAAGUACAACUGAAUAGUAAUUUUACCUAAGUUCAUGAAAGUACUUCAGCAAAUGUCUCAGAUUAUAGCCAGUGGGAAAAUAAGAACCUAGCAUAUUGUGAAGACCAUUUUAGAAUUUGAGAAGAAACAGCUGACAAGUAUCAUAACAAGAUGCUUCAUAGGUUUAUCACAAGAGUACCCUCUUCUGUAACUAUGCCUUGAAAGUCAAAGGUAAAAACUGAUCUCUUCAUUUUGUCAGAAAAUUGUCAUUAAAACAAAAUUUGAUUUAUUCUGUGUUCUAGGAAUUACUGUGUAGUUGUAAUUUUUGUUAAAUAUGUAAAUUUCUACCAACCUUUUCACCAUUACUACAGCUUGCAUCCAUAGAAAUGCAUGGGAUGGGUGGA
Molecule: messenger RNA, 2068 nt
Organism: Artibeus jamaicensis (Jamaican fruit-eating bat)
Lineage: Eukaryota; Metazoa; Chordata; Mammalia; Chiroptera; Phyllostomidae
Gene: SKA3
Product: spindle and kinetochore associated complex subunit 3
Exons: 9
Coding region: 75-1304 (409 amino acids)
Biological process (GO): chromosome segregation; mitotic cell cycle
Cellular component (GO): spindle microtubule; outer kinetochore
Source: RefSeq, a predicted model, not a curated record